AUGCAGGAUUCAACCCAAAAAGAGAAAGAAAAAGGAUCAAAGGAAUAUAGCAGUAAAUGUACAUUAAGUACAAAGAGUCCUUUCAAGUCGAGCGUAGCAGAAUUUAGAGGUUUUGUAUUUGUGUUAUUUGAGAUGGGUAACAAAGCAUCCGUUCGUGAUGUGUUCAAGUCGAGCGUAGCAGAAUUUAGAGGUUUUGAAUUUGUGUUAUUUGAGAUGGGUAACAAAGCAUCCGUUCGUGAUGUGGUAACUACAGCUUAUCAAGCUGAUCGCGACGAGGGUUCUGAUCUGCCGCUGCUUGAUUUGUUAAAUUAUUUGAACGCCGAAUCAAGAAAAGCCGCUCUGGAAACAAAAAUCAAAGAUGGCGACGACCUUGCCACUCCUCUCAUCGUCGCUGCUCGUGAUGGAAAACUGGAUGUUGUGAAGGUUCUUUUACGUUAUGAAGCAAACAUCGAGGGCCGUGGAACGAUUAAGAUCUAUGGAGAAGUUAUAGAGAAUUGUACAGCUUUGUGGGUCGCUGCUGCUAAAGGUCAUUUUGAUGUUGUGAGACUCUUGAUCGAACAAAACGCCGAAGUCGACGGCAGAACAUCGAGCAAUUCGACUCCGUUGAGAGCUGCUGCCUUCGAUGGACACCUUGAUAUUGUGCGUUGUUUGGUGGAGAACGGGGCCGAUGUAAAUGCACGCACUAAUUGCAGUAGUACUCCUCUGAUGAUCACAUGUUACAAUGGCCACCUGGAUGUUGCUUCCUAUCUUAUCAAACACGGCGCAAACAUAAAUCUACAAGACAACGAUGGACGCUCGUGUCUUCAUUAUGCUUCGAAACGGGGUCACGUUCAGUUAGUUUGUGAGUUGCUUGCUUUAGGAGCAAAACAAACACAAAAUCUUAACCGUUUAACACCACUUCUUGAAGCCAGUAAUGAUUGUAAAAUUGAAAUGGUGGAGUGUUUCAUCAGCCGACCUGAAUGUUCAAAGGAACAAAGAAUCGAUGCUCUUGAGCUUCUUGGAGCCACCAUUGCUAAUGAUAUUGAUGCUUAUGACAUUGAAAAAGCGUUUAGUUUCAUGAAGCGAGGAAUGGAGGAGAGGUACGAGGACCCGUCAUGUCCUUUGCUUAAAAAGAAAAUGGAACCAGUGGAGGCUUAUCAAAAUAGAACAGAGAGUCAAACUCUUGAGGAACUUUCUCUCUUAGAAGGUGAUGAUCAUGCUAUCCAGAUGGAGGGACUCAUGAUUAGAGAGAGAAUCUUGGGAACUGACAAUACAAUACUACGGUACCCGAUACGUUACCGAGGAGCUGUCCUUGCUGAUUGUAAGAAAUACGAACUCUGUAUUGGUUUGUGGACACGAGCGAUGGAGAUAGCUUUGAAUUGUAAUGUUCAAAUAACAAUGGAUCUUGAAAGCUUUACAGAUGUUAUUGCAGAAAUGGUGCAGAGUGGUCACAGUUUGAGUUCACAAACUAUCGAGAACAUUUUUGAAAAACUUAUCGAUGGAAAAAGGAAACUGUCCGAAAAGUUGAAGAGUGGAGAAUUGGAAGAAGAGCAAAAAAAUGAGGCGCAAGAGACAUUGCUUUUUAAUGCUCUAUAUCUCUUGGUGAUGUACACCAAAGUUCAAGUCUCCUCGGAAAUGAAAAAUGGCAACAUGAUUGAUCUUCUUCAAAGAUUUCUGUGUUUAGAACCUCGCACCCGUGAUGGAAAUACACUUUUGCACUUGGCUGUAUGGCAUAAGACUCCUGUUCCUAGAGACACUGUAGCUGAUUUGCGAGGUGUUUGCGAACUUCCCUGUGUUGAGACCAUGAAGCUAAUUUUACAUGCAGGGUGUGAUGUGAAUUCCGUUAAUGCCCAAGGAAACACUCCUCUUCAUUUAGCCGUUACUUUUGUACCAGAUCCUGAACAAGUAGACAUUUUGAAAGAAAUGCUGGAGUUGUUGUUAGAUCUGGGCGCAGAUACAAAGCUUGUGGACAAGAAUGGUCAAACAGUUAUGGACUGCUGCGAGACUGACGAUGCCCGAUGCAUCCUGUCUGCGAAAGGAAGACUAGGUGCCAUAAACAUCGAGGCCAGAAAGGAUGAAGUAACUGGAAGUGGAGUCGAUGAAGGAAGAGGGGAAAGAUUUGUUCCUGAAACCGAAAAAGACGUAAAUGAGAAUGUUAAAAGGGAUACUAAAGAGACAUCAGGACUAUUUAGAGAGUUGACACAGCAGCUGGAAAACGUUCAAGAGCAACCAAGAAACAGAGAUGGACAACUGAGGGAGAUGACACAACAGUUGACAAAUGUCCGUUGGCAACUACAAGAGAAAGAUGGACAACUAUCAGAAAAAGAUCGCCAACUAAGAGAGAGAGAUGAACAACUUAGGGAGAAGACACAGCAAUUGACAAAUACUCAAGGGCAACUACAAGAGAAAGAUAAACAACUGACAGAGAAGACACAGCAGUUGACAAAUGUCCGUAGGCAACUACAAGAGAGAGAUGGACAACUAUCAGGAAAAGAUCGCCAACUAACAGAGAGAGAUGAAGAACUGAGGGAGAAGACACAGCAAUUGACAAAUACUCAAG
Messenger RNA from Pocillopora verrucosa, 2539 nucleotides. The record is from RefSeq and is a predicted model, not a curated record. Lineage: Eukaryota; Metazoa; Cnidaria; Anthozoa; Scleractinia; Pocilloporidae.